Molecule: messenger RNA, 3556 nt
Organism: Clunio marinus
Lineage: Eukaryota; Metazoa; Arthropoda; Insecta; Diptera; Chironomidae
Source: the annotation of a GenBank genome assembly
ACAGUGUAUUAUUUUCAAAGGGAAGAAGAGUAAUUGUCAUCAAGACUUAGAAAAUAAAAUAAAUCUUUAAAUUUUAUAAGUGCGUAGAAAUAGUAUGAAGUAAUAUAUUUCAAGUGAUUAGAACUGUUCAGAAGACAAAUUCCAGUCCUAAAUUGACUUUAUUUUCGCAGAAAUCAAAGACUUUUGUCCAGUGAAAAAAAAUGGAAUAAAAAUUUCUUAAUUCAAGUGCAAAUAGCCCUAAGCUGGCAAAAAUGGAACAAGAUGUUUAGAUGAACCGUCAAGUGUAAAAUUCCAUAAUCAUUUGGUGCUCAUAAAUUGAAUUAAAUUCUUAAAACUCGUCAGUGUUAUUAUUUUCUUUUUCGUUCGUUUUUCAUCACAAGUUUUUAAUUUCGAAACGAAAUGGCCAACAAGUUCAAUCAGAAGGUCGAUCCAGAGUUGAUUUUUACAAAGCAGGAGAGAAUUGGGAAAGGAUCGUUUGGUGAAGUGUUUAAAGGUGUCGACAAUCGUACUCAACAAGUAGUUGCCAUAAAAAUAAUCGAUUUAGAAGAGGCUGAAGAUGAGAUCGAAGAUAUCCAACAAGAGAUUAUGGUGUUGUCACAAUGUGACUCGCCAUUUGUCACGAAAUACUUUGGAUCGUACUUGAAAGGUACGAAGCUAUGGAUCAUCAUGGAAUAUCUCGGCGGUGGUUCUGCUCUUGACUUAAUGAAAGCGGGAUUGUUUGAAGAAAUGCACAUUGCAAUCAUUCUUCGUGAGGUUCUGAAAGGUCUCGACUAUCUUCACUCAGAAAGGAAACUUCAUCGAGAUAUCAAAGCUGCAAAUGUCCUGUUAAGUGAAAUGGGCGAUGUGAAGCUCGCUGAUUUCGGUGUCGCUGGUCAACUCACAAAUACAACAUCAAAACGAAACACAUUUGUUGCCGACAUUUGGUCACUUGGCAUCACAGCUAUCGAGUUAGCAAAAGGUGAACCGCCAAAUUCUGAGCUUCAUCCUAUGCGUGUGCUUUUCCUCAUUCCGAAAAAUAAUCCACCACAACUGACGGGAAGUUAUUCGAAGCCAUUUAAAGAUUUUGUUGAAGCGUGCCUAAAUAAGGAUCCGGAGAAUCGACCAACAGCAAAGGAACUUCUCAAGUAUCCAUUUAUCAAAAAGGCCAAGAAAAAUGCUUAUCUAAUCGAUUUAAUCGAUCGUUAUAAGAAGUGGAAGAAUCAAAAAGGCGAAGAGAGUGAAACUGAAUCAGAGAAUUCGGAUUCUGAGGAGUCGAAGCCUGACAGUGACUUGGAAGAGCCUUGGAUUAUGACUGUGAAAGGUUUACAUACAAAUAACAAACCAUCAGUCUUUACACUUGAUGAAGCUUCCUUCAGUAAUGGCUCGUCUAACAGCAGCCUAAGUCCUUCACGUGACGUGAAUUUAAAUCAUUUGAAGAUCGUUAAUCCAGCAGCUCAAAGAUCUCCAUCACAUAAUAAUCAAGGCUUGUCACCAAGCAGCUCGCCAACACGAGAAGUGCCAGAAUCACCGACGCAAAAGUCGAUUGUACAUUUAAAAGAGAAGAAAGAUGAUCGCUAUGUGAUUGAGUCAACAAUUGAAGCAGUCAAGAAUGAAGAGUUUGUGCUGAAAAGUCCUGAGAAAGAAUUCGAGAGGCCAAACAAGCAUGAUUCUCGUGGUGAAAAUGACAACAAAGAAGAGACGAUAAAUGGACGAACAUCAAUGAACAUUCCAAGUGAUUUAUCAUCACCAAAAGCGAAAUCAAAAUCACCACCAAUUGUUGGUGAAAAGCGAAAUUCGCAGUCAACAAAGGAACAUCGCGAGAAUUCUCAUCGAGAUCAUCACAAUGGUGCCAAAGUGAGCAAUCACCACAACAAUAAUAAUAAAGUUAACAGCGCUUGUUUGAACAACUUGAUUCUUCCGCUGUUAUCAGAUUGUAUAACAAACAACCGACAUCAACAAUAUAAUAACAACAAUGGAAACCGAAAUUCCACCGAUGUUAUCGACCUUCGAGCGUCAUUUGAGCUUGCCGAACGAAGUUGUCCUGGUGUGACGGAUCUUUUCGUUAAAGAAAUUAUUCAUAAGCUUAUGCCUGGCUUCUCAGAGACGCGAAUUAAUCACAUUAUUGAUAAAAUAUCGCGAUAAACUUUUCUUCUUUUAUUAUUUUUGCAAUUGUUGUCUUUGAGUUUACGUUUCGAUGUUGAAAACGAACGAAGAUAAAUUUAAAGAGACAAAAAGAUUCUUUCACAUCAUGUAUUAAUUUCUUAUCAUCAAUCAUCUCUUAUAAAACAAAUUCCACCACCCACACAAUUAUUUGCUGUUGAUUACUUCACACACAUCCUCACAUACACACACGCAAUCAUUCAGUCAUUCAUUAAAAAGUCUUUAUUUCAUAUAUUUUUGAUUAAUGAUAACUUUGUUGUAUUAAAUAAUGUGCGAAGACGUCGCCAAAAACAACAUUAAUUAAUUAAUUUAUUAACUUUUCAUUAAAUUUGUUUGUUUUAUUUUCUUUUUUUCUUUAAUUAUUUAAGACACAAAAAGCAAACAAAAAAUGAUGUUUGAAAAAAUCACAUUUAGAUAUUUUUAAUUAUUAUUAAAUUAAUCGCCAAUCUUCCAAGUAAAUAAGAGAAUGGAUGGAAAUUUAGUUUGUCAUCGGAAAAAUUGUUGUUACUGAAAGGACGUUGGGUUGACAUUUUUACUUCUUCUUUUUUAAUUGAAAAUUAAACACAAAAGAAUUUUAAAUUUUUUAUGGUUUCAUAAUUUUGCUUUUCACCUUUUCUUAAUGGAAAUUGGAAAUUAUUAAAUAUGAAAAAUAUCAACCCAAGAUUGUUUAUUGAAGAUAAGAAAAUGACGGGAAAUGUAAUGAAAAACUGAUGAAAAGAAAUAGAAAGACGAAGAGUAUUUGAAGCCUCAUUAGCUUCGUGAUGUAGAAGAAUUAUGUAAGAAAAUGUCUUUGAAUGAUGUUGUAAAUAUGUAAGGAAAACAUUUUUUGUUUGUUUAACAUAAGAAAGUGACAUGGAAAAGUUUCACGAGAACAACAAAAGUCAAUCAUUCAAACAAAUCUUUAACUGAUGAUGAAAAAAUAUUAAAACAAAUUUAAUUAAUAGAAAUGUAGACGAAUUUGUUGAAAGAAUUUUAAGUCUGUUUUCGACAAUUCUCAUUUGCCUCUGAAAUCAUCCAAAAAGUAAAACAAAGCAAACUUAUAUCUAAUAAUUUUAUUGAAUUUGAAACAAUGAUUAAAUGUUUCCUUAACUAGAAAAUGUUUUAAUGGCAGUUUGUAGACGCUCCCAAUCAAAUGACGGUAGAAAAGAAGAAUGUUCUUAAAUAUUUAUUUUUAAAAGAAGCGUUUUACUAGAAAGAAACAAGAAUUAAUUUUUCUUUUCUCAUUGAAAGCGUAGAUAUUGCUGUUCUUCAAAAGAAACUUAUUAGUCGACUUCUGUCUUGCUACCUUCAGCAGUUCAAGUUAUGAUUCGACAAACAACAACUCACAUGAAGAUGAGAAAAACUAAAACAAAUUGUUGAUGAAUUAAAAAAGAAACAGAAAAGUUUAAUCCUAAAUUUAACGUCAAUAUCUAAUAAA